Messenger RNA from Leptopilina boulardi, 10646 nucleotides. Its product is annotated as protein bric-a-brac 1-like. The record is from RefSeq and is a predicted model, not a curated record. NCBI's taxonomy places the organism in Eukaryota, Metazoa, Arthropoda, Insecta, Hymenoptera, Figitidae. Gene Ontology annotation, molecular function: protein binding; DNA binding. Gene Ontology annotation, biological process: regulation of transcription by RNA polymerase II. Bases 693 to 2687 code for a protein of 664 amino acids. Gene Ontology annotation, cellular component: nucleus. The transcript is spliced from 6 exons.
CUGGAUAACUGAGUGGCGCGCGGGGUCUCAGUCGCGACGCGUUCGUCACGCGGUGAACAUCGUGUCUGUUACGUCUGUUCCGCGUUUCUUUCCGAUUCACGUUUUACGGAAUAUCGCGCGUGACGUUUCUCUCUUUAGAAAAAAAAGAAAAAUAAAAGUGUACGAAAAUAAAACAGCAUUUAUUUUUUGUUGGUGUUUUUUUGAUAAUAGAGUGAACUUCUUAUGGAGCAGAUUUUAAUUUUGUGAGGUUUUAGUGUUUUGUUUUGUUUUUUUUUUUUUUGGGGAAAACAGUAUAGAAAACUAGUUCUCUUUGGGGGAUGUAUAUAUGAGUGUAUUAUGUUGACAUGUGUUUCCACGUGACAACCAUGAGGGUAUGAAUUGUGAAAUUAUUGUGUUUAAUGGACGGACUUUUGUGGAAAGCAUGGCUCUCACGUCUGCCGGCUUGACAUUAUAAGUGUGUGUUUGUGUGAAUGUGUGUGUAAUUUUUUUCGUGAGAGUGUAUUUAUUGGAAUAAUUUGAGAAAACUGAAAAAACACCCGCAUGUGUUGCCCCCAUUUAUAUGUUCCAGAUGACUGAUCGAGAGUGAUUUAAACUUUUUUACUAUUGUUUGGAUAUUCACACGAUAACACGUGUGCGAAGAAGAAAAGCUGGAGGACUUUAAUAUAUUUGGUGAUAGUCAAAUAUCGGCUAAAAUGGCACAACAGAGUGGCGCUGAUUCACCCCAGCAAUUUUGUUUAAGAUGGAAUAAUUAUCAGACAAAUUUAACAAAUGUUUUUGAUCAAUUACUGCAAAGUGAGAGUUUUGUUGAUGUGACAUUAGCGUGCGAUGGACAUUCAGUAAAGGCACACAAAAUGGUCCUCUCAGCAUGCAGUCCAUACUUCCAGGCAUUAUUCUUUGAUAAUCCAUGUCAGCAUCCAAUUGUCAUAAUGAAGGAUAUAAAAUGGCCUGAAUUAAAGGCAGCCGUUGAAUUUAUGUACAAGGGUGAAAUAAAUGUAUCACAAGAACAAAUUGGACCAUUGCUCAAGGUCGCUGAGAGUCUUAAAAUUCGAGGAUUAGCUGAUGUUAAUAAUGAACAGGAAUUAAUAACAAGACCAACAUUGGAGGAUGCAGCGUUAAAUAUGUUGCAUCGAAAGAAACGUCGUAGAGGUUCUGGUGAAAGAUCACCAUCAUCUGGCAAUAGUCCGGAUCAAAAUAGUUCAGAGGAUCAUGAUCCCGGCAGUAUAAUAUCGGCUGAGGUCCAUGGCCUUGGCUCAUCAUCAACGCCAAGAUCACUUGGUUCGCCUAAUGCUCCAACAAUAUCGGUGACACCUCAAAUUAAUUUACAUGAGCUUCCGGUAUCAUUGUCAUUGCCACCACCACCGCCACCAUCAGCGAGCAGUCAAAGCUCUCACCCUGGCGUCGGUCACCACGUGCUUGGCCACGUGACUUCCGGUCCGCACGUGUCUGUGAAUCAUCUCAGCUCUCACGCCGCUCAGCAGCUGUCAAUUCAACAAGCACAGCACGCGCAACAGCAGGCGCAACAAGCACAACAACAAGCGCAACAACAACAACAACAGAGCAUUAUUAAUCAAACACUUGGACCAACGGAUGACCUCGAGAUCAAACCGGGCAUAGCGGAGAUGAUUCGUGAGGAGGAAAGGGCCAAGUUGUUGGAAUCGUCCCACGCUUGGCUCGGUGCCUCCACCUCCAGUAUAGCAGACAGCUACCAGUACCAGCUGCAGUCCAUGUGGCAAAAGUGUUGGAACACCAAUCAGAGUCUGGUACACAACCUUCGCUUCCGAGAACGCGGACCUCUCAAGUCCUGGAGGCCAGAAACUAUGGCGGAGGCGAUCUUCAGUGUUCUCAAAGAGGGACUGUCCCUUAGUCAAGCUGCCAGAAAAUAUGACAUCCCAUAUCCCACUUUUGUUUUAUACGCAAAUCGAGUGCACAAUAUGCUUGGGCCUAGUGCCGACGGUGGGGCUGAUCUUCGACCAAAAGGAAGGGGAAGGCCGCAGAGGAUUUUAUUGGGAGUUUGGCCCGACGAACAUAUUCGAGGAGUGAUUCGAACUGUUGUUUUUCGCGAUGGACAUUCGCCACAUAUGAUUAAAGACGAGGCAGCGUCGUUGUAUCCAAGUUUGGCAAAUUACGCUGCCUGCAAUGGACCGGAAGGUGCUGUUAGUCCUGGCGCAGCUGCAGCAGCUGCAGUUGCAGCAGUCGCACAAGGCCUAAGGCAUCAGAUGUGCAGUAUGGUAGCAGCGGCGCAUUCUCAACACGAUCUACUUGCGACGAAUCUCUCGACAAAUCUCUCGUCGAAUCUCCAAGCGGCAAUGCAUCAGGCGAGUCUACAUCAUCACAAUAAUAAUAACAGUCUUCUCGGUGGCAAUAGUAACAAUAACAAUGGGAAUUCACCACUAAAUCUUGGAUUAGCGAGUCCAGGCUCCGGUGGACCACCCGAAAGUCCAUUGGAAAGUCCAUUGGCAAGUCCACUUGGUCCAUUAAUGGAUCCAGGACAUUUACCAAGUAGUGUUGAAGUUGGAAUUGGCGUCAGUGGUAUGACCUAUAAGCCAGCGCGAAGUUUUGUCAGUCCACGACCGGAAACAUUAUUUCAAGAGGAUAUUGCCGAUCUCGUCAAAAGUCCCCAUAGUCUCAAGGAAAAGGAUAAAAUUUCAGUGAAACUCGAACCACUCACAGACUCUCGGUGCGAAUAGCAUAGCUAUCAAAAAAAUAGUCCCUUUUAAAACAGAGGUGAUUGCGAUGACCUUUAGAGGUAUAUACGAUAAAUAAGACUCAGGGUCGUUCGCGCGCUUCCGAAUCUCGAGGUCUCGCCAAUAAUGAUUCCCCCAAAAAAAAAAAGAUCAAAGAAGAUUGAGACCAGGAUCGAAAAUACCUUAUCCGAGAUUCCUGGCGCUUCUUUCGGAUAUAAAUAUAUACAUACGAGUGCUUAUAAUAAGUAAGAUAAUUAAUUAAGAGGGUAUUAUUUACGUAUACAAAUGAGGAAAAGCGUCGAUUACGAGGCGAGGCUAACAAUCAAAAGAUUUAAAAAUAAAUCAAGAGGACGAAAAGUAGCUUUUAGGAUAUACGACUUGUAAGUCCCGGUUCUUCUCGUCGCCAGGACUCGAUUAAAAAAAAAAAAGAAAACUCAAAGAAAAUUCGAGUCCCGGUGAUUGGCUGGCGAACGCCAAAAAAAAUCGCUCGCACCCACGUAUCGUUUUUUUUUUUUUACUUUUUUUUUUUUUAUUUUUAUUUUAGUAAAUACCGUAGAAACCUGGUUGCAUUGUCGCCUUAGAGCGCUGCACCACUUUCCAGUCUAGAUAAUCGUGUCGUGUCGAUGGACGCAUUAAAAAAAAAAAUAUGCAUAUAAAUGUAGAGCCGUCGCGAAAGUCGCGAGGUAAAAGCAAGUACUAUGUUAUUUAUACCUUACGCAUAUACGAUACUAUACGUUAAUGCCAAAUGUAUAAUAGUUUUUAAGAGUUCGCAAAAAAGACGAUUCACGGCUGACCGACGUCUUACUCAUUCAGUGAUACUGAGCAAAAAUGGCCUCAAUUGGGCCCUAUUCUAAGCCAGCUCGAGCAAAACGCUUUUAUUUUUUCAAACAAAAAAAAAAAAACAAACAAAAAUUUACCCACGGCCAUUGACUCUUCAUUAUUAACUUCCUUUAUAUAAAUUUUCAACAAUGUUAAACGAAUUGAUUUUUCAAAAAAAAAAUGCAUUUUACAAUAAAUAAUAAUAAAACAAUUUUUUUUAUACGUUAAGUAAAAUUAAAACUAAAAAUUAUUCUCUUCAAAUAGAUAAUAGAAUUUUAUUCAAAAAAUUGAAUUUAAAAAAUAUUAAAAAAAAAAAAUUCUUCUUUAUUUUUUAUAUUCAAAAAGUAAAAAAAAUGAAUUCAGUUUUACUAUGUUGAAAAUAAAUGACUAUUUUCUAUUUAACAUUCCUAAUAAUAUUUUUCAUUGAAAAUGAUAAAAUCCUUUUUUUUUGCAAUCUAAUCAAGAGAUUUCAGGAGUCUCCAAAGAAUGUCGAUAAAUAUUCCAAAGAAUUAUAAAUUCUAAGAAUUCCAAUUUUAAACGUAAUGCAUUUAAAACAAAAAGACGGUGGAACAUUCUUUGAAGUCUGAACUCUAUAAAAUCUUUGUGGAAAAUUAAUGGCUCGGAAGUUAUUAAUUUAGAGUGAAGAGCCUCUCAAAUUGUCGAUAUCACGGUAAAAGUUUUUGGGAUCCUUUCUUUAGAGUGACACGUGCCAAAUUGAAGAGACUCGAUGACGAAUUGUCGAUCGUCGCGAGGAAACUUUUUUUCGUUUUCUGGUGUUUUGAAAAGUCUUCCUGUAUUAUAGAAUACUCGCGUUAUAUUUUACGUUCGAGUGAUAGAGUGUAUGUGUGAGAGAGAGAGAGAGAGAGAGUGUGUGAGAGAAAAAGUUGUUGUCAGGAUAGGGUCCUUCGAAAAGAUGAGAUGCAAGGUGAAAUAUUGAAACUUUGUGUUUCUAGCUGUGAUGUAGAAAUGCAAAAAUCAAAAUCUAACAAAAUGCCUGUUUCUUUUUUUUUUUAAUUGUAAUAUAAUAUUUUUAAUAUAUUUUAAUCAAUAAUAAUUUUACCGAAAUAUCUCACCUUCAUUUCGAUAAAAGACUGUAGAGCAAAGUGAAAACAAUGUGGAUUGUAAACUCUUAUUCGUGUAGAAUAGAUUGUAAUAUUAUUGACUUAUUUUUAAGUCACACAAUAUCUAUCAAAUUUAGCAUUUUUAAGAUGCGAUUGUUAAAUAAGAAAGUAUACGAGUAUCUAAUACUUUUUUUAAACUGUUAGGAUUAAUUAUUUAGUAGCUAUGUGAUCACUGAAAGUUAGAAAUAUUCAUUUGUACUUUCAUUUUAGAUAAAAAAAGAAAAAAAGAAAAAAGAAAAAGUCGUCAAAACAAUUAGUACAAUUCUAAAUCCUUUUUGAAGGACUCCAAGCAGAACAAAUAUAACUAAAAGUAGAAUGAAAACCAGCUAUGAGAUUAUAAAAAAUAUUCAAAAAAAACAAAAAUCAAGGAAAAUUCCAAUCUUUAAUAUCGUACCAUUUAAAAUUCGUGCCAUGUUAACUUUUCAAAAAAAGGUAACUUGAAAAAUAGAAAAAACAAUUCUAUUUUUCAAUUAAUACCCCAAGGAAAAAAUAGUAAACUUUUAAUGAUUCGUGAAAAAAUAAUAAAAUUUAAAUGGUUCGUAAAAGAAUGGGUAAAAUUUUAGAAAACUAUAAAAAAAAAAAAAUUGUAUCGACUUUAAGAAUAUUAAAGGGAAAAUGAAAACUAUUUUCAUUCUCCCCCAAAUAAAAAAAAAAAUAAAAUAAAAUAAAAAUCAACAGGAAGGGAAAUUAGAAUAAUAAAAAAAGAGAUAUUUUCCAGAAGAAGUAUUUUUUAACGAAACUUUUAAAUCCAGAACUUAAAUUAAAAUUUUUGUUUAUUAUUCUCUUUUUUUAAACACUCUCAUGAAAAAAAAAAAUGCUGGGAGUUUUUUUUCGCAGAAAAAGUUUUGGAUUUAAAAACAAAAAAAAAAGAAAGAGAAUAGCUGGUUUUUUUUUUUAAAAGAAGGGUUUAUGAUUUAAAGAAAACUUCUUUAAAGUGUGCGUAUAACGUGUUUUCAAGCUGCUGAAACGCUUUUCGCUUUGCGAGAGCGACCGUUAAAAAAAAAAAAGUUUUUUACAAAGGCCAGCGUUUUCUAGUCAACGACGGAACGCGCACACGAGUGCGCGCGCCAUCGGCACGUGUAACUUUCGAGAAAGGUUCAGAUAAAUAGAAUAUAGGAUUGCUCUUUUAUUAUUCACACAGGGCAGAUGUGUGCACUAAAAAAAACCAUCAAUUCCAAAUAUGCACUGUGAAAGAUUAUUUUUGUGAUUUCUCAAAGAGCAAUAAUAAUUGACGAUUAUAUAAAUGAGCUGUCACCGCUGCUACCGCUACCGAUACUUAAAAUACGAAACAAAAAAAAAGUGAAAAGAGGCGCAAAAAUAUAAAUGUACAAAAUUAACUAAAUUAUGAUGAACAGAAAGACAAUUGGACGGCGACAAAAAAAUAAAAAUAAAAAUGUAACAAAGGCGUUAGCGGCGAAAAAAAGAAAGAGAGAGAGAGAGAGAGAUCGCUGUAAGUUAUUAAGUGUAAUGAUUGCCUUCCUGCCAUAUUUGGGGUAUGCCAAGUAUAAAAAUUCUAAGGUUUAGGGAUUAGAAACAAAAGCAAAUUUAAGACAAAAAAAAAAAAACUAUGAGUGUGGAUUUGCACGGGAGAGAAUGCGUGUCAAACUUGUGCUUUUUUGAGGAAAGUGUGACCGAUUAUGAGAGGCUAAGAGAUGAUUGAAAACGUGUGUGUUUCUUUUCGAAAGAUCGUGCUAUUUUUCAAAAUUUUUGUACACCGCCAAUUUCGAUCUAGGAUUCCCCGUUCGAGAAUCUUUCGAUCUUCCGGAGAUCGCACGCGAACACACGAGAGGCCUUUGCCCAUCAAUCUUGCUACUUCCUAUAACAAUUUUCCCUAUGCGUGAAUCAAAUUCAAAAAAAAAUCCAACUUCAUUCUUUUUUUUUUUUUUUUAAUUUAGAAAAACCACCCUAGUCUUCAUGCCUAAUUUAGUUUUAAUUUGCGAUUUAUUUUUUCAUUUUAAUUAGUUUCUCAAAUAAUGAAAAUUCGCAUUUAAUUAAAGAAUAUAAUUUUAAAUAUUCGUUACCGCAAUAUUAAUUAUGAAUAUAUUAAUUAUGAGAAUAUGAAUUAUAAAAAUAUUAAUUAUGAGAAUUUUAAAAAUAUUAUUUAUAAAUCGUCAUCUUUUUUCAGAAUUUUUAAAUUUAUUUAUAAAAAUAUUAAUUAUGUACUUUCUUCAACAGUACACUUUAUUAAUUAUUUAUGAAGAAACUAAUUAUAAAUAUGUAUAUAUGAUUUAUUAGUAUAAUAUUAAUAAUUUUUUUAAAAAGAUUUUUUCUCAAAUUUUAAUAAGAGAAUUGUUUUAUUAUUUUUCUUUAUUUAUGGAACAAUUUUUAUUAUUUUAAAAUAUGUUACGGAAUUUUUUUUCAAAUAUUUUAAAGCAAUUUUAUUAUUUUUCAAACUUUCAUUCAUUAAAAAAAGUUCAAAAAUAAUUUUCUUUUUUUUUUCUUAAAAAAAAAUGAUACAGAUCAUUAAUGAUACGAAAUAAUGAGGAAAAAUGUUUAAUUUGGCAAGGUUGUCGCGUACUAAUUAAUGAAAAUAAAUCGCGUUAAUCUACGGAUUAUCAUCAUGCGAUGUCUAGAUCUUUUUUUCGCGCUUUUAAUGUCGGUCUCUGAUUCCGGAGCUCUUGUACGUUUAAUGACGAAAAAAUAAAAUUCGAAGUGGCCUUCGCAAGAGUUGAGAAAGAUGAGGAAAAGGCAAAAAAAAAAAAAAAAAAAAACGCAGCGUUUGUCGCUUCGACUCGAGCGCGCGAUACGAGAUUAAUAAUUUUUGUUCGUUAUCGUCAUAUUUUGUCACAGUGAAAAGGGAAAAAAAAGAAUAUUCUUGAUACAAAUGUUUUUUGUGCGACAAAAAAAAAUGAAAAUUCAUCUAGUAGUGCGAGCGAGUGAAAGAAAACAAAAGAUAAAAUUUUGCAGAAAAGUUUCGUCAAAAUUUAAAAGACAGAAUCGUUCAAACUAGCCGUGACGUUGUAAAAACAAAAAAUGAAAAAAAAAAAAGAAACUAAGUGAGACUCUAGGACUGUUUUUUGGCGUUUUUAAACGUAUAGUGUACCUAUUAUUAAUCUAUUUUUCAUUUCUGAUCUAUAAGGACUUACAAAUCUCGGCUGAAGGUAUUUUACGAUUUAGGCAUAUAUAAUGUGUUCAAAAGAAUAAAAAGCGAAAGUUAAAUUUUGCGAGCGGCAAAACUAAGUAGAAGUUUUUUAAAAAAUAAAAAAUGUGUACGGCUAAGUUUAUAGUGAGAGAAAGAUAGCGCGCGAGAGCGAAAGAGGACGAGAGUUUAAAUUAAAUAUUGUAUAAAGAAAUGAAAAAAAGUAGAAAGUGCCUUCCAAACGAAAAAAAAAAAAUUUUAAAAAAAGAGUCCCGUAGAUCGUGACCAUUUGUACAUGAAAGAAAGCGUUCAAAAUUUUCGUGUUAGAAUAUGAGUAUUAAUUUUUGUUCAUUCAAUUGCGAACUUGAAUGUUUAUUAUACUUUUUUUGUUAUAUAUGUAUAAAAAAUUCAGAGUUUUAUAAAAAAACAAAAAGAAAAGUGAGACUUUUUUUACGAGUGUUUUUGGAAAGUAUGCAAAAUUACUCUAUUUUUUUAUUAUCGAAGAAAUCAAGUUCGCAAGAGAUUGAUAAAAAAAAAUCUUGAAUGAAUGUCUCGAAUGGAUGAUAAUAAAAAAAGUCACGCUUGACUUAAUUUCAUAUUUCAAAUUCAAACCGUAACUCAAAAGAGAUUUCAAACUAAAAACAAAUGAAAUUUCAAAAAAAUUCACAAAACAAAAUACGGAAAUUUGAAAUUUAGUCGAGGAGGUGACGUCCGACAAAAUUUCAGUUUUGGAUAUCCACACCGGUAAUACCCUGAAUGGCAUGUCUUUUAAAAGAGGUACUUUUUAAUUUCGAACAAAGGAGAGGAAGAGUAAAAGAAAAAAAAAAGUAAAUAAGAGUGUAGCGGAUGCUUUGAGAAUUUCGUUUUCACAAUUUUUUGAUAUAACUGUGAAGAGGAAAAAAAAAAACCUAUAUAUUACAUACCUAAGAAAUAAGUGAACAAAAAAAAAGUAUCUAAUGCGCUAUUAUUGAUAGAAGAUACGGAAAAAAAUAUAUAUAUUGAAGUAUAAAUAUAUAUAUUAUAUAAAUUGAUAUAUAUAUAGGUAUAUUGAAAAAGGGGUUUACUGCUGGGUGCGUAAAAUUGAAAAAAAAAAAAUUUUUUUAUCUCAAAAGAAUGAGAAGGCAAACAAAAAACCAAAAAAACAACAGCAGUUUGUAGAAUUUCUAUCCCAUACUGAUCGCGGAACAAUAAAAAUUCUUUUUAUCAUCGUACGAGCGAUUCCUUUCUUUUUUACGUAGAAUUUAGUUGAUAUAGUGAGAGAUUAUAAGUCGUCCGAAAUAUAGGCAAAGAAUUAAAAAAAAAAAAAAUAAUAAUUAAAACAAAACAAGUUUUUUCGAACAAAUUCAGUGACCGUUUUUUUUUUUUGUUUUCAUUUUCGAAAAUAGCGAAAAAAAAGAGAGACAACCCCGCAAGGUAGGCGAACCAAACAGAGCGAAUCAUCUUGAAUUUUUCUCUAGUGGCAAAACGAAUCAUAAAAGAAAAAAAAAAAUGAGAAUUGUAUAACAAGAGAAUAAAAAGUAGCCAUGUACCACAAUUUUUGCAUCAUAGUUUACAGAAAUAAAAAUCAAGGCGAGUCUAAUCGCAAGGAAAAGAAUUCGAAGAGCGGUUAAAAGAAAAUUGUACAUUAGAAGGUAUCGCUCUUUGUAAGAAUCACACACAAGGAACGCACAGCGAACGCGUGAGAACAAAAAAAAAAAAAAAAAAAUGCCAGAGAAUGUAAUUUUUAAUUUUGGUCUAAAAUUUGCCAAAAUAAUAAUAAUAAUAAUAAGAAAAUCAAUUCUUAAGAAUGACUUUUUUUCAAAAAAAAGAGCAUUUAAAAAAAAGCGCUACCAUUUCGAAAAAAUUUCGAAAUAGACGCGUUUUUGAAAAAUAAUUCGUUUAAUGAGAAUUUUUCAAAUAAACGCGCUCACUUCGGAAAUUUUUUAAUCGAAAUGAGCGCGUUUAUUUGAAAUUAAAAAGGGAAUGGUGCAAUUUUAACAUUCGCUGGCAUUUCUCACGCGAACUCGCACCUGAUUACGUUUAUUCAUAUUAUUGUAAAUAGAGAGAAUGUACGGCAUUGUUCGUUGUGUUGGCGCACGUGUAACAUAUUUAUUAUUAUUAUUAUUAUUAUUAAUUAAUUAAUUAAUUAAUUAUUAUUUUAUUAUUUUCGACAUCGUUCGCCCCUCGAUUGAUUCUGCGAACGUCGACGUUGUUAGUGAGUUCAAUUCUGUUACUAUUAUUUAUUUCGACGCCCUUUUUUUUUUAUAUAGAAGAAAAAGGAAUAACGAGGCACCCGCCCGGCUGUGAAUAAUUGUAUAAUACCAAAAAUGGAAGCUUUUUUUUUAAGAAAAAAAAAAAAAAAAAAAAAUGAAAAAAAACACGCGGCUGGUGUCUCUUAGGAAUUUAUAGUUGCAAUAUUUUGCAGAACUUGAAUGUAAAUCGCGCGACAAUCGAAAUUGAAUUGUUGGCGUAGAUAAAUUCUAUGUUAAUUUGUACUUUUUCCUCGUCCCCCCAAUUUAUUUUUUAAGUUUAGAUUUUUAUUUUCUUCGAUGAGAAGAUUGUCCUCUUUCAGACUUGAGUAGAUAGCCCAAUUUGUUAUUUUAUUGAGCGUAUAUGAAUAUAUAAAUUUUUUUUUUUUUUUUUUUUUUUUUUUAUUUUAAAUGAAGAGAAAAAUGAAAAAACAAAAAAAGCAAUUAGCAUCGAUGCGCAGACAACCGCCACCCGUUGAUUCUUUUAUUUAUUAUACCGACUCUAGUUCUUAAGGUGACGUUCAACCGAAUAUAAAUAAAAAUAUAAAAUAAAUAUAAAAAAUAAUAUUCAACCUACCUACAGACCCGUGCGUGCACGGAGGAACAAAACAGAAUCACGCAAUCAUACAUUUAAGUUGCUACUUGGCACGUAUUCCUAAGUAAUAUACUAACAUAAACAGUAUGCAAUAAUAAUAAAUAUGAAAAAAAAAAUAAA